Messenger RNA from Thelazia callipaeda (thelaziosis nematode), 282 nucleotides. The record is from the annotation of a GenBank genome assembly. NCBI's taxonomy places the organism in Eukaryota, Metazoa, Nematoda, Chromadorea, Rhabditida, Thelaziidae.
AUGUUUCAGUUUCCAGCAGAUAAGAAUAGUACAUCGAGCAACAACUUCGAGACAUCUUUAAGACGAGAAGAUAGUUCUGACUUGCCAAGAUGUAAUACUCAAAUUUUUUCUAACAAAAGCAGAAAUAAAGUCUUUGCUAGCACUACUCUACAUCCUAUGCUAAAUGCCAAAGCUGAACAGUUUACACUUCGAAAAUCACCGAAAGUAGCGAAAGUUCACGGAUUGAUACAGCAGAUGACAGCAUCAAACACUGCAGGUUCCGUCUACUUCAAUAUUUCUUAA